AUGAGCGUGGAUCACCCUGGCAUGCUCAAUCAUGGGCAUCAGUUGAGGUUCGCCUUCGACAGAGUUACCACUAAGAAAUAUAUUUACAAAAUAAAGAUGUCUGGAGUCAUGAUGCGUUUCACCAUUGGUCUCGUCUGCGUGGUAGCUGUUCUGCUUUCAUUAGCAGAGGUCAGCGAAGCUAACUACAAAAACGCCCCUAUGAACGGAAUCAUGUUCGGCAAAAGAGGACCAACUGAAUACGACUCUCGGGGCAAAACCUUCUCUGCUCUUUGCGAGAUCGCUACUGAAGCAUGCCAGACGUGGUUCCCCUCUCCCGAAAAUAAGUAA
Messenger RNA from Arctia plantaginis, 327 nucleotides. The record is from the annotation of a GenBank genome assembly. Lineage: Eukaryota; Metazoa; Arthropoda; Insecta; Lepidoptera; Erebidae.